Dipodomys ordii (Ord's kangaroo rat) is the source of this 876-nucleotide messenger RNA. RefSeq names its product olfactory receptor 7G2-like. The transcript has a single exon. Gene Ontology annotation, molecular function: G protein-coupled receptor activity; olfactory receptor activity. Bases 1 to 876 code for a protein of 291 amino acids. NCBI's taxonomy places the organism in Eukaryota, Metazoa, Chordata, Mammalia, Rodentia, Heteromyidae. Gene Ontology annotation, cellular component: membrane. The record is from RefSeq and is a predicted model, not a curated record. Gene Ontology annotation, biological process: G protein-coupled receptor signaling pathway.
AUGAAAUUCACAAACCAAAGUGUGAUGUCAGAAUUCCUUCUCCUGGGACUCACUGCCGAUCCAGAACUCCAGCCUCUCAUCUUCAGCAUCUUCCUGUCCAUGUACCUGAUCACUGUGCUCGGAAAUCUGCUCAUCAUCCUGGCUGUUAGCUCUGACCCCCACCUCCACACCCCCAUGUACUUCUUCCUCUCCAAUCUCUCCUUUAAUGACAUCUGUCUGAGUUCAACCACAGCCCCCAAGAUGCUGGUGAAUAUCCACACCCAGGACCAGAGCAUCACUUAUGCAGGCUGCCUGGCCCAAACCUGCCUCACUUUGACUUUCUGUGGCUUAGAAAAUUGUCUCCUUGCCGUGAUGGCUUAUGACCGCUACUUGGCCAUCUGUCACCCUCUGAGGUACUCGGCCAUCAUGCAUCCUGGCCUCUGUGUCCUGCUGGUCCUCUGUUCUCUUCUCACGAGCACAGGGCAUGCCCUGCUCCAUAGUCUGAUGGCGUUGCGUCUGUCCUUCUGUCGGGAUGUGGAGAUUCCUCACUUCUUCUGUGAGCUCGCCCAGGUCAUCAAGGUGGCCUGUUCGGACACCCUCAUCAAUAACUUCCUGGUCUAUUUAGUGGGUGUCACAUUUUUUGCUGUACCCCUCUCUGGGGUUAUUUUCUCUUACAUCCAAAUUGUGUCCUCUAUUUUGAGGAUCUCUUCAACGGGAGGCAGGUCUAAAGCUUUCUCCACCUGUGGCUCUCACCUGUCAGUUGUGUCCUUGUUCUACGGGACAGGGUUUGGUGUGUACCUGAGUUCUGCCAUUAUUGGUGCUUCCAUCAAGAACGUGGUGCCUUCAGUGCUGUACAUGGUGGUCCCUCCAAUGAUGACCCCCUUAUCUACCGCUUGA